AUGUCCUCAUAUCUUCGCCCUGAGACGUUGGCGACCAGUCCAAAGUAUAACACAGGUGCACUGACGGUCCAGAUAGUCGGGGCAGGUGCGAUGGUGCCCGUCACCAUGACCAACACUAUAGUCGGCGCCUCAGCCGCUGUUUCCGAAUCCGACAACGACGUCGCGAAAGGACCCAAACAUAAACGGCAUGCACAGCCAGUGUUGUGUCCCAGCAAUGACUUUUGUCCUAUUCUAGCCCUUCCAGCUGUGGAUGGUGCUGUAUUAUGUCCCAACAAUGACUUUUGUCCUGUCCUAGCCCUUCCAGCUGUGGAUGGGGCUGUAUUAUGUCCCAACAAUGACUUUUGUCCUGUCCUAGCCCUUCCAGCUGUGGAUGGGGCUGUAUUAUGUCCCAACAAUGACUUUUGUCCUAUUCUAGCCCUUCCAGCUGUGGAUGGGGCUGUAUUAUGUCCUAACAAUGACUUUUGUCCUGUCCUAGCCCUUCCAGCUGUGGAUGGGGCUGUCCUCACGACAGCCCAUGCGCUCAUACCAUUCCCAUCUCGCGCAGCGGCAAAGGCUAAGCUGUGACUGGGCCCUGAGUUUAUGCGCAGCGUUUGUGUGGUUAUUCGAUACCAUAGCGUUGGGUGAUGUGGGGCUGGCUUAACCACAGUUGUGGUUACUCCAUGCGUCGCACUGCCUAAAGAAAUUAACGCACACACACACACACACACACACACAUUAAUAUAUAUACUGCGGAAUAAGUUUUCUUCGAACAGCACCAGACUUAUAUACUGUGGGACCUACAGGCGGCCUACCACC
Sphaeroforma arctica JP610 is the source of this 795-nucleotide messenger RNA. RefSeq lists its product as hypothetical. The transcript is spliced from 2 exons. The record is from RefSeq and is a predicted model, not a curated record. NCBI's taxonomy places the organism in Eukaryota, Ichthyosporea, Ichthyophonida. The coding region runs from base 1 to 564 and encodes 187 amino acids.